Messenger RNA from Topomyia yanbarensis, 4794 nucleotides. RefSeq names its product neurofilament heavy polypeptide-like. Gene Ontology annotation, molecular function: chitin binding. The transcript has 8 exons. The record is from RefSeq and is a predicted model, not a curated record. NCBI's taxonomy places the organism in Eukaryota, Metazoa, Arthropoda, Insecta, Diptera, Culicidae. Gene Ontology annotation, cellular component: extracellular region. Bases 1684 to 4233 code for a protein of 849 amino acids.
UCGGGAUAUGUGGGUACGGGUGUGCUUAGGGGGGUUCCCAAGGGGUCUCGGGAUUGAAUAUUAAUGCAGUGGUCUUACCCUUUUCCACUUCGCGCUAUUUCCGCGGUCGAUCUCCCUCGCUCUCUCGUAGCGGCACUCGAAGGCAACGAUCGGCCUGCUGGCUGGUUGUUUAUCGCGUCUGUUUGUGGCCGAGUGUGUAAAGUGUCCACCAAGUCCAGCAAGUUAUACGAUCCCCGACGCUGCUAGUCUAACAGUACCCGCUACGUGCUGGUGGUUUCAGAAUAAGUGAAAGAAGUUACGACUUGGUCGUUCGUAGACCGUAGUGCAGUGUUCAGAAAAAAUUGGUUCUGGCUGAUGUGUGUGAUAGUGAUUAUAUAGCUCUUCGACAUUCUUUCUUUCGAUUCCGGUUCGUCUUUCAGUGGCCAGUGUGGAUGAUGGCAAUCACUAAUAUGCAAAAUUACGAAGCAUCGUAAAAAAACAACAGCAACAGUCAAACAGUAAAUAACUAUAACCGCACCGUUGAGAGGUGGUGCUUUUCUUUCUUCGCACUCUCACUUUGAUGAUAGAGCUGAGCUCUUGGCGCGGUACGAAACAGAGUGCACUAAUAAUAUCGUUAGGGUCGGUAAAUUUGAAAGAUUUCAAGAGUUUGCUUAUGUCUGAUGAACUCGCGAUGAACCAGUCAUUUUUUUUUCGUCCAAAUCCACAAUGGCCAUGGCUGUAAAUGGCAAACCAGAGCAGCGGACACGGAUUCAUAAUUAGGGAUUUACUUGGUUAACUACAGGCGAUCGAGAAAAAAACAGAAGCUUUUCCUUCAAAGGAGUGGAUCAUCAUCUGCGGAAGCAAUAAGCGCAAGUUGCAGUUUCACCUUCCAUCGUCCACCGGUUGCCAGCCGUCAGCGAUCUACAUAUAUGCCUAUAAAUGUGAAUUUCGAAGGAAAUUGAAUGGCGAAACAUUUAAAUUAAUCACCACCAACCAGAAAGAGAGAAAGCUACUAAGAAAUAAAGAAACAAAAAAACCUCUCCGAUCGGGGAGGUAACAAAGAUGAAACAACGAAGAAAACAGAAGAAGUGCAUAAAUCACAUAGGGUGAAGUAACAGAGUGCACUAAUUGUUUCAAUUGAUGAAAAUCAACCAGCCAAGGCAGUGCGGGUUGCCCUACGAGAGAGAGAGCCUGUGACCGUCGCCGUCACGUCAACAACGUCCGUCGUCGUUAUCGGGUUCGAAUCCCACGCCCGGUUCUGCUUCUGCGUGUCGUAUUUCCAUGAGCCUCUGGCUAGUGUUCGCUUUAGUGUGUCCUAGUGUUAGUGCUUUUUGUGAUUUUAAUUUGUGCUUUUCCGAGUUAUGUUUGCCUUAUUUUCCAUCUGUAUCCCCAACCCAACAAUUCAAAACCAUAAUGGUCCAUUAGCUACAGCUCCGGUGAAGUGUGAAUAGCGAGUGAAUUUUAAUUUGAAGAAAUACAUAACUUUCGGAAAACUAGGUUCAAGCCGAUUGUUGCACACCAAACCAAGCGAGUAAGUCAACCCUCAACGACGACGCACAGGGUCGCAGCUCUUAGGUUCGUUUGCUGUAACAAAGUGCACUUUGGCUACCCAGGGACAGAUUUGUUGCUGGAAAACCUGCUAGAGUACUGCGCGGUGAACGCUUUUCAGGGCUAUUGAGGGAUUAGAGCAGUAACGGGGAAGCUAUGAAAAAAAUCCGACGAUGGCUGCUGGUGUUUGCGGUGAUAAUAGCUCUAAUGGUACGGGUGGAUGGCUUAAAGGCGACCUCGUUGAUUUUUGGUCGCGGACCAGCAACUUCGAGCACCUCAACCACCAGCACAACGCCGCCGGCCACUUCCACCAGCACCAGCAGCAGCACCACCACCACCACCACCGAGGAGGCAUCAGAAGAGGAAGAGUCUGACGAUCAAGGUGAAGUAGCGGCCACUAAAGCGCCACUUACCGGCAUUCCACAGGUGGACUACGUGUGGGAUCCCAACCUGCCACGAGAGCUGGGAGGGUUCAAUUUGUCCACAUAUCCGUUUUUGGAUUCGGUCCCAGUGGAAGAAGAUAUAGGAUUCACCUGUGAUCCAAAACUACACGACGGAUUCUACGCGUCCAUCAAAUUUAACUGCCAGCUGUAUCAUCACUGCAUCCACGGAAUUCGAUACGACUUUCUGUGUGCCAACUAUACAGCGUUCGAUCAGAAGACCUUUAUCUGCCAUUUUGCUUCCGAAGUAGACUGUAAAAACUCACCGAAAUAUUGGUUUAGAAAUGAACCAUUGUACAAAGCAACUACUACGACUACCCAGAAGCCUGCACCGACGACGCCAACAACACCUUCGCCAACCACUGCUCCCGCUAGGCAGAAACCAUUGCGUAAGCCAGUUCGCAGAAGGCGUCCUCAAGUAGACUACUACUACGAUGAUGAGGAAUACGAUGAGGAGUAUUAUGAGGAGCGUCCUCGCCGUAGAAAGAAUCGACCACGAAACCGGCGUCCGACAUACGACGAUGAAUACGAAGAUGACGAACGGUUUGAUCGACGCCCUGCGGAUAGGUAUCGAGAACGCGAUCGUGAUCCUCCCGCGGAGGAGGACGAUUACGAAGAUCGUAGACCAUACCGAUCGAAGAAUAGAAAUCGUAACAACGAUAGAAGAAAUGAAGAUGAUGAUCGUCGCUACGGAUACGAUGAUCGCCGAAGGGAUCGUGACCGGAGACCAAUUGAUGACGACAGACGUAGACCGGUCGAUGAUGAUCAUCGGCUACCUAUAGAAGAGGAGAAACGUUCAACGCAAAGUGAAAGAAGGAGAAGACCGAUUCCGGCCGAUGAUCGAAGAAUUCCUGAGCGCAGACCAACCAUAGAUGAGCACCGACCAUUGGGCGAAGAUCGUAGGUCUUUUUCCGAGGAUGAUAGAAGAAAAUUUCCUGAAGAAAGAACUGGUGGUAGACGUCCCUACAACGAAGAUCGACGGUUCGAGUAUGAAGAUGAAGACUACAGCCCACGCAGACCAGAGAAAAAACAGAAACCAUUAAAUGAUGUCGUAACUGUCAAACCAUCCGGAUCAACAAUUUAUGAUCGACCACGCGCAGCUCCGAGAAUUAAUCGGCCAGUUCCUUUGAACGAGAAGAAUAAGUAUUCGUACGUGAAUCCAGAGCCACCGAAGAAAAAACCCGAUAUAGUUGCAACACCUACCAGUGAACCUGAUCCCGAGUAUUACGAUGAAUACGAAGAUGAACCUAAGAAACCGGAGCCAGUUGUGGACAAGAGAAAAACUAUGGAACCCGGUAGCCGAGGCACGUACACCUAUAAGGAAGAUAAACGACAGAGUGCUUCCUCAGAUGUAGUCUACUACGACGAUGUGAUUGUACCGAAGGAAUCACUCACCCAGAAACCAAUUCCUGGAAACGUAAAAAAACCGGAUGGCAUUGAGCGAGUCAACACUCGUGAUAACUCCGAACUAACAAACAGAUAUAACGAGAAAAUUCGGACUCCUCAGCGUGUCUCUAAGCCGGAAAUCGUCGACGUACCUCCACAAAAUACGAAACCAGAAUAUAUAGACGACGAACCGGUUGAACGACCCAAAUCUAGACUCCAAUCCGUUUUCAACAACUUUAAGAACAAAAACCCACAAACACCCAUUGAAAAUAGGAAGCCUCCUCUCAUUCAAAACAACCGAGACUUGGAAUCAGCGAACAAAGCGCCAGAAGUCACAAGGCCCAUCCUGCGUGCCACAAAGCGACCGUUCCUACCCAGCCGAGGAGGUAAUCCCUACGCAGCUCGAGGACUUCAGCCUGUCGGAGUAGCAAAGCAAGCGGCAAAUCAACAGCAGCGUCCCGCACCAGCUAACAAUGACUUUGAACGGCCGGCACCGUUCCGCAUUGACGUAGAUAGUUCCCCACCGAGCACAAUUCAGCUGGACACACGAACCAGCACAACCACGCGUCCAAGUGAAGAGCGCGUCAAAACUCUUGACCAGCUGUACGACGAAGAGUUCGACGUCACACUCAAUGAUGCCUUGAACCCAACGCUAAAACCACUUACUCGAAGUGCCCCGCAUAACUUCUUUCGCAACCGAUAUCAGAGCGCCGAUCCCGCGUUUGUCCCUUUCGAACCAAGCUUCGCACCGUCCGAGUUCCGAAGAGCGGCGGUACGACCUCCAGCGUCGAUGAUAGCGCAUCACCAUCAACACCAUCCGACCGUGUACAUUAGCCAAGUCCGGGGACAUCCUCUGCAGCGGUACGAGUACGAAUAUUGAACGCGAGAACGGAAGCUGGAUUGGGAGCAAACGUAAAAGGAAACUACUCUUUUAAUUUAUUGAAUACCAUGAUCCUUUUUUUCAUAAAAAGCAAAAAUAUUAUUUAUUACUCAAACCUCCUGUGUGCGGUCAGAUGAGUCGUCGCCAAUCCUGAUUAGAGGAGCAUCAGUACGAAACAAAAGUGUUCCACCGAGGAAAAAAAUAUUUCCGGUGGUGAUAUAUAAGCGAGUAAAAUUCUUUAAAAACAAAUCUUAUCUGUACAUAUGAUUCUGCUGUAUUCUUAAAGAUAAAUACUCAAUAAAGGUGAUAUCGACAUAAUGCAAUUUAUUGCUGUAAAAUAAAAUGCUAAACCUUGAACGAAAAAUCUACUAAGACGAGACGAAAAAAAAGUAAACUGCAAUAAUGAUUUAGCUCGUAAAUAAGCAAUACUUGUGUAAACAUCAUGCAAAAGAACUACUAAGUGACAAAUAAGAGAUAAGAACAAUUAGGUAACACGAUUAGAACGAUUUGAGAAAGUGUACUGCGUAUGAGAUAAAAAUAAAGAAAAUAUAAUUUUCGUAA